Molecule: messenger RNA, 1094 nt
Organism: Oxyura jamaicensis (ruddy duck)
Lineage: Eukaryota; Metazoa; Chordata; Aves; Anseriformes; Anatidae
Product: one cut domain family member 2-like
Exons: 1
Biological process (GO): regulation of transcription by RNA polymerase II
Cellular component (GO): nucleus
Molecular function (GO): DNA-binding transcription factor activity, RNA polymerase II-specific; RNA polymerase II cis-regulatory region sequence-specific DNA binding
Source: RefSeq, a predicted model, not a curated record
CGCCGCCGCCGCCGCCCCCCCCCGCCGCCGCCGCCGCCGCCGCCGCACCAGGAGCUGGCCCCGGCCGCCGCCCGGCCGGCCAUGGUGCCCGGCAUGGCCUCGCUGCUGGACGGCGCCGCCGAGUACCGGCCCGAGCUCUCCAUCCCGCUGCACCACGCCAUGAGCGUGCCCUGCGAGCCCUCGCCGCCCGGCAUGGGCAUGAGCGGCACCUACACCACGCUGACGCCGCUGCAGCCCCUGCCGCCCAUCUCCACCGUGUCCGACAAGUUCCACCACCCGCACGCCCACCCGCACGCCCACCACCACCACCACCACCAGCGCCUCUCGGGCAACGUCGGCGGGAGCUUCGCCCUCAUGCGGGACGAGCGCGGGCUGCCCGCCGUCAACAACCUCUACGGGCCCUACAAGGAGAUGCCGGCCAUGGGGCAGAGCCUGUCCCCGCUGGGCAACGGGCUGGGCGCGCUGCACGGCGCGCAGCAGGGCCUGCACGGCUACGGGCCGCCGGGCCACGACAAGAUGCUCGGCCCCAACUUCGACGCGCACGCGGCCAUGCUGGCCCGGGGCGAGCAGCACCUGCCGCGGGGGCUGGGGACGCCCCCGGCCAUGAUGUCCCACCUGAACGGCAUGCACCCCACCGCGCACCCCGGCCACCCGCCGGCCCACGGGCCCGGGCUGCCCGCCGGCCGGGAGCGGCCGCCCUCCUCGUCCGGCUCGCAGGUGAGCGGCUCGGGGCAGCUUGAGGAGAUCAACACCAAAGAAGUGGCGCAGCGGAUCACGGCGGAGCUGAAGCGCUACAGCAUCCCCCAGGCGAUCUUCGCCCAGCGGGUGCUGUGCCGUUCUCAGGGGACCCUCUCGGACUUGCUACGGAACCCUAAGCCUUGGAGUAAACUGAAAUCCGGCAGGGAGACCUUCCGGAGGAUGUGGAAAUGGCUGCAGGAACCCGAGUUCCAGAGGAUGUCAGCCUUAAGACUCGCAGGUAGGUCCCGGCGCCGCCCGCCGGAGCCCCGGGAAGGGCGAGCGGGAGCGAGGCGCGACCCUCGGGGGGCAGCGCGAGGAGUCCCGGCCGCUCCCGGCCCGCACGGGGAGCGCCUCCC